This is a messenger RNA of Trichobilharzia regenti, 721 nucleotides long. NCBI's taxonomy places the organism in Eukaryota, Metazoa, Platyhelminthes, Trematoda, Strigeidida, Schistosomatidae. The record is from the annotation of a GenBank genome assembly.
CGAUCUGUUGCCUGGCCCUUGUCUUCUGUUGUUACAUUUGGUGUCGCUGCCUACCGACAAAUGAAAAGCCUAUACCCUGCAGUUUUUGAUGGAGACAUAUGGAUCUUCGGGCAGGACUUCAAGGCUUCUGCGCAGUUGAGUGGCGUUCAAGAUCUGUCAGCGAUGGAGCUGCUACUUGAGACGCUGCUGGGAGGUCGGGCGAAAGCAGCAUAUGAAGGUGUGGGCCGAAGUAUGGACGAAUGUUCGACAGGGUCAGGCAAACAGUUUCCAAAGUGGGAAGGACCAUAUAUGGUCACUUCGAGAUGGGGUUACGCAGACACAGUCGCAAUGGCGAACAAUAAGAGGCGCGUGAACGUCAGCGAGCUCCAGAAAUGGAUACAGCGAGACAAGCCAACGAUGACGCCUGCACCAAGUAGAUCAAGCCGACUUCAGUCGCACGUAUUUGACGGGGGGACGAGUGUGGUGAGAGCAGGCUGCUAGCCGAUUGGUUGGCACUAAUCUACGUUAAGGUCUAGGUCACUAAAGUGGGCCGUGAGAAGAUAUGAACAAGGCUGAGUCAACAACCAAUCACAGCAAAGUUAACGUGGCAAAAUAUGAUUCGCAGAUAGAGAACUCUAUUUGUCAAGGAAUCCCGAAACAACCAAUCAGAUGACUGCGCUUGUCUAUAAUAAUGUAGUUGAAAUAUGUAUAAAUACGUGUUGAUUUUCAUAAUAAAACGAUC